Messenger RNA from Nicotiana tabacum (common tobacco), 1216 nucleotides. Its product is annotated as putative tRNA-splicing endonuclease subunit sen54. The record is from RefSeq and is a predicted model, not a curated record. Gene Ontology annotation, cellular component: tRNA-intron endonuclease complex. NCBI's taxonomy places the organism in Eukaryota, Viridiplantae, Streptophyta, Magnoliopsida, Solanales, Solanaceae. Gene Ontology annotation, biological process: tRNA-type intron splice site recognition and cleavage.
AUAGGCUGUUUAAGUUGGGCACUAGUACUUAUUAUAAACUGGAUAGACAUUAAAAUAGGGUAUUUGAACACUUCUCCUUUCUUAGAAGUUAGAACCAGAAUACAACAAUCUGUAAGAAAUCAAUUGGUCUCUCAUUCUCCUUCCUUUCUCUGCUCUCAGUCCUUGUCUCCACCGUCCCUCGCUACCGCACCGCCCACCGCCGCAAAAAGGGAUUUGCAAUUAAUUCCAUAUAUGGAAACUGCUAAGUGGGCAAGUUUUUCAGAAGGAACAAGUGAUUCUGAAGGCUAUGGAGAGGAUCUUGAUGAUGAUGAACAUUGCUGUGCAUAUGCAUCCACUGAUAUACCCAAGUUGCAGUUCAGGAAAGAUAUUUCAAGAUCAUGGUGGCUUGACCAGUUAGGAAUGGCUGAGGUCGUGGAGAGGAAGGGUGGAUUGUGGACAACUACUGGGAUAGUUCGUAACGGCAAGAUAUAUUGCUUCAUUGAAGAGAUUUUAUAUCUUGCCGAAAUUGGAGCUCUACAUCUCUUUAGCAAUGAUGACACACCCCUUUCUUUGGAACACAUAUACAACAAGGUUGCAGAAGGAAAAAGUGGAUGUUCCUUGGAAUAUUUUGAAGCAUAUAAGCACUUGAAAUCCCUUGGUUAUAUAGUCUGCCGUCAUGGUAUUCCUUGGUCAGUGAGAAGGUCAAAAGUAAACUGUGUUAUUAGCCAAGACCCGCCAGAGACUGCUCAAAGUGGAGAUGAAGAAUCAAGAAACAAUGUUCUCAUCAGUGAAAUGUUCAGUAAUAUGCAAAUUGGUGGAUUGAGACUCGCUUUUGACGUUUACCCUCCUAAUAGCAGAUUCAGAAAGUCUGCUCCUGGUGAUCCCUGCUUUGUACUUUGUCUUGCUAGCGAGUAUCCACCUUCCAAAGAGGAGAUUGAAGAUCUUGAGGGCCAUUCUCAUGGUAUUCCUUUGAAAUUUUGUCUGGUUGAGCAUGGGCGUGUGAGCUUUUUUUCAUUCAACAAAGUUGAGCUUCCUAUCCUUCCAUGAUCCAUUCGAGUAACGAAUGCAAAUCUUGUGAUGUGCUGAGAAGUGCUAUGGUACAAUUAUAAAUUUAUUAAGUUUGUGAAUUGAUGUUUCACCAUUGUGUAAUUGCAAAACAUUAUUUAGACGACACAUGUUUGACUAAUGAAGGUGGACCUUGUCUCCUUUGCUUAUAGUAAGUCCUAUGAUCUUAUCA